AUGAAAGAAGAAAAUAAAGGUGGCCGCCUUAGGCGAUCGACUAGACAACAACUUAAACAGCAACAACAUGAACAACUAGUGCAACAACAACAGCGAGCAGAAGAAGAAGAGCAACAACAACAACAACAACAACAACAGCAAUUACAGUUGAAACAGAAAAAGAUGAAGCAACUGAAACAGAAAGAAUUGGAUCGAAAUCAACAUGAUACGACACAACAAGAAACACCAGAAUAUCAUGAUAUGAAAGAAGAAGAUUUUGAGCGACUCAUGGAAGAGAUGCAAAUAGAUAAGAAUGAUGAUGAUAGCGAUGGGUCGUCUGAGGAGUAUAUUUUUUCUGACGAAUCCGAAGAUUAUGACGAUUACGAUAACAUUAACAAUAACAAUGAUAAUAACAACAUGGGGGGUUCAAUAUUGAGCGAUGAGUCUGAAGAAGAUGAUUAUGAUGAAGAUUAUAAUUUUAAAGAUGCAUUGAAAGGUGCAAGUAAUUUUAGAGUUCGAAAUCGAAGAGAAAAGAUCAGCAUAAAAUCCAAAUCCUACUAUAAACGGAAAAUGAUGAGAGCCGACAAUCGAGAGUUGGAUCCAGAAGUACGACUGAAUUUAUCACAAGCUAAUGAAGCAUUUGUUCGUAAAGAUUUGCAAGUAGCCCAACAAUUAUAUCUUGAAGUUAUUAAGAAGGAUCCCAAAAACUUUAGUGCUUACAAGGCAUUAGGGGAAAUAUCCAAAGCACAAGAACAACUUAAUGAAUGUUGUAAUUAUUGGUUAUUAGCAGCCAAUAUUCAUCCUUGGGACACUGAAUUUUGGGGCCAAGUUGCCCAAUUAUCAGCAGAAUUGGGUCAUAUUGAUCAAGCUGUUUAUUGUUAUGGACGUGCAAUUACUCCAGAUAUUACAAAAAGCUGUGAAUUUAUAUUACAACGUGCCAUACUUUAUCAAGAGCGGAAACAAUUUGGUAAAGCAUUAGAUGGAUUCCAAAAAGUGCGACAAUUGUAUCCCAAAGAUUCUAAUAUUAUAAAAUAUUUGGCAGCAGUUUAUCUGGAACAGAAAAGAUUGAAUGACGCAAUUAAUCUAUAUAUGAAAGUUUUAGAUAGCAACAUUCAUCCAGAACGAGAAUCCAGUGAAUUGUAUCCUAAAUUCGAUUGGGCAGAACUAAAUAUUUUGUUGGAAUUACAUUUACAAAACCAUUCAUGGAGGAUGGGAUUGAAUGUAUUGAAAUUAGCAUCAAGAUGGAUUCAAAACCGAAGUCAAGAGACUUGGUGGGAUGAGAAUGAAGAUUUGGAGUUUGAUUCACGACAAAGAUUCGAAGUGAUUCUGGCAUUAUCAUCUCAAGACCAAAUAGAUUUAGCUGAGAAUAAACCGUUUGACCUACCGAUUGAUAUUCGAUUUAAAUUGGGUUGUUUACGACUCGAGUUGCAGCAAAAAGAUGUAGCUGUUCAACACUUUAAUUAUUUAUUGGAGGAACAAGAUGUUGCCGAUUUACAUUUUGAAGCUGGGAAAUUACUUGAAGAACAUGGUCAUUAUGAAGAUGCAUUGAAGUUUUUACUGAGAGCCAUGGAAGAUGCAGAAUUCACAACUAGUUUAGAGCUUGUUCAAUUAUUGGCCAAAUGUUAUUUUGAAGUUGGGGAUUACCAUGAAUCAAAACAGGCUUACGAAGCUUUAUUACAACAUGAUCCAGAUAAUUUAGAUUUGAAAUUAUCAUUAGCAGAAAAUUUGUACUAUUUGGGAGAUAGUGUUGGUGCUCAACAUUUGAUUCGCCAAGUUCGACAAUCCAAACCCAAAGUACCUCGCAAGAAUGGGGGAACAACAGAAGAAGAAGUAGAAGAAGACGAAGAUUUGAAUUUGGAUACUUCACAAUCGGGAAACAUACGGUCUUUGAUUCCAAACGAAUUCAAAAUUCAUGGCAAGAGAAAACUUACUGAACAAGAGAAAGAAGAAAUUGAAAACAAUGCUAAACGGAAAGUUUUGGAAAAAUUCGGACGUAUGGAAAGAUUACAAGAAUCAAUAGAUUUUGGCGACAGAAUUGCCAUUGGUGCUUGGUUACAAUUGGCAUCACAGUUGAUUGAAAUUUUCACUAAUGUCAAAAGUUUUUUCCCUCGAGACAAGAAUAGAACAUUUAAUGGUAUUGUGAGAUAUCGUAGACGUAAGGAUAUGGGUCUUGAUGAAAAAUUGGCGCGUGCUUACAAUCUAUUAGAAGGGAUAGUACAAGAUGAAAAUUAUACUCGACAUACAUUGACCAAUAAAACCGAAUAUCGUGGACUUAGCUAUGAUCAAUGGUUUGAUAUUUUUGCCCAAUAUGCAGUUUUGAUAUCCCGUUAUGAAAAUAAAAUUGAUUAUGCUGAUGAAAUUGUUGAUAUUGCCCUUGCAGUAAAUGUUUUUAUUCAGGAUAAGCGUAAGGAAACUAUAUUAAGAGCAUUGAAAUUAGCAUUUGGAGUUAGGCGAAAUCGUGUUGUUGAUUCACUUUUCGUAUAUCUUCGACAUUUUUUAAACUUGAACCAAUUUUCCCCAUUUAUUUAUAAAUUGUUUAUGUGUUGUUAUGGUUCCGGAAUUGAAUAUUGGGAACAAUUUGCAAGUUAUAAUCAUCAAAAAUAUUUUUUACGUCAAUUAAAAAGUUAUGAUUCUUGUUAUACUGGGAAGAAUGUUUCUGGAAUGGCUCAUAUAACUACCGAUCUUAGUGGAUUUGAAUUAGGACCUCAUCAUCUUGAUCUCAUUUAUGUGUAUGGGAAUUUACUUGGAGGUAAUAAAAGUUAUGUUUCUUCCCUUUUCUAUUUGAAUCGAGCUUACAAGCAAUAUAAUCAAGAUCCAAUGUUAUGUUUAAUUUUGGGUUUAGGUCAUCUUCAUAGGUCAAUGCAAAGAUUGAGUUCAAAUAGACAUAUCCAAUUGCUUCAAGGGAUAAGUUAUAUUUUAGAAUAUAAAAAACUUCGUCAAUUGAAUGCCACAAUAUAUGAAUUACAGGAAAUCGAGUAUAAUUUGGGUCGACUUUUCCAUACUCUUGGACUAUUUACACUUGCAGUACGACAUUAUGAAAAAGUUUUAACUAUGAAGGAUGAAAUUGCAAACAGUAGUAAUGAUAAUUAUGAUUAUGACAUGUCUUGGGAAGCUGCUUAUAAUUUGUCAUUAAUUUAUAAUAUCGACGGUAAUCCAAAAUUGGCAAAAGAAAUAAUUGACAAGUAUUUAACAAUAAUGUAA
Candida dubliniensis CD36 is the source of this 3180-nucleotide messenger RNA. RefSeq names its product transcription factor TFIIIC subunit (gene TFC4). Gene Ontology annotation, biological process: transcription by RNA polymerase III. Gene Ontology annotation, cellular component: transcription factor TFIIIC complex. The record is from RefSeq and is a predicted model, not a curated record. Bases 1 to 3180 code for a protein of 1059 amino acids. The transcript has a single exon. Lineage: Eukaryota; Fungi; Ascomycota; Pichiomycetes; Serinales; Debaryomycetaceae. Gene Ontology annotation, molecular function: protein binding.